GAGGAAAACAAGAGCACGUUUACCUGCAAGUAAUCCCGCCCCCUCUCUUGGUUUAGUCCAAUCACUGAAGCCUAUUUGGAGACAGUGAAGCACUGAGCGGUGCAUUGGGGGCAGGGGAGAGGGAGCGCUGGUAAACAAUAAGCCCGAGCCUGAAAAGGUGCCUUUUCCCUCCUUCUUCGUCCCUCUUUCCUCCUCCCUCCCUUCCUCCUCCUCCUCCUUCCUCUCCCUUCGUUCCAUCUGCUGGGGCUGCCUCCACCUUCUGCACCACCGCCUGCAGUGGGAGCCUGGCGCUGUUGUCCCCUGGCCACCGCCCCCGGGGCAUGGCAUAUCUGAUGGCAGCUUUCUCAGUGGGCACGGCUCUGAAUGCCAGCAGUUAUUCUUCAGGUGUAACAGAGCCAAAGUCAGUGUGUGUCUCAGUGGAUGAGGUGGUGUCAAGUAGUAUGGACAGUGCAGAGACUGAUCUGCUAAAUGGACACAUGAAAAAGGUGGACAACAGUCUGACUGAAGCACAGCGCUUCUCCUCCUUGCCUAGGAGGGCAGCAGUGAACAUUGAGUUUAAGGACCUUUCCUAUUCUGUCCCAGAAGGACCGUGGUGGAGGAAGAAAGGAUACAAGACUCUUUUGAAAGGAAUUUCAGGGAAAUUCAGCAGUGGAGAACUUGUUGCAAUCAUGGGUCCUUCUGGAGCUGGAAAAUCAACACUCAUGAACAUCCUGGCAGGAUACAGAGAGACAGGGAUGAAAGGGUCAGUUCUCAUCAAUGGAAUGCCUCGGGACCUCCGCUGCUUUCGUAAGGUAUCAUGUUAUAUUAUGCAAGAUGACAUGCUGCUUCCUCAUAUUACCGUGCAAGAAGCCAUGAUGGUUUCUGCUCAUCUAAAACUUCAAGAGAAGGAUGAAGGCAGAAAGGAGAUGGUGAAGGAGAUCCUGACAGCUUUGGGUCUGUUGUCCUGUGCUAACAUAAGAACAGGAAGUCUUUCUGGAGGCCAGAGAAAGCGGCUUGCCAUUGCCUUGGAAUUGGUGAACAAUCCACCUGUCAUGUUCUUUGAUGAGCCUACCAGUGGUUUGGACAGUGCUUCCUGUUUCCAAGUUGUCUCACUGAUGAAAGCUUUGGCCCAGGGAGGCAGGUCCAUCAUUUGUACAAUCCAUCAACCUAGUGCUAAACUGUUUGAGCUAUUUGAUCAGCUUUAUGUCCUGAGUCAAGGGCAAUGUGUAUACCGGGGGAGAGUUUCAAAUCUAGUACCUUACCUGAGAGAUUUAGGUCUAAACUGUCCAACUUACCACAACCCAGCAGAUUUUGUGAUGGAGGUUGCAUCUGGUGAAUAUGGUGAUCAAAACAGUCGCCUGGUGAGAGCCGUGCGGGAGGGCAUGUGUGACACAGAAUUCAAGAGAGAAUUUGGGGGCGAUGCUGACUUGAACCCUUUCCUUUGGCACCGGCCCUCUGAAGAGAACUCCAUUUCUUCUGAAGGCUGUCACAGCUUCUCAGCUAGCUGCCUCACUCAGUUCUGUAUCCUCUUCAAAAGAACAUUUCUCAGCAUCAUGAGGGAUUCGGUAUUGACACAUUUAAGGAUCACAUCGCACAUUGGGAUUGGACUUCUCAUAGGCUUGCUAUAUUUAGGAAUUGGGAAUGAGGCCAAGAAAGUCUUGAGCAAUUCUGGUUUCCUUUUCUUUUCCAUGUUGUUCCUCAUGUUUGCUGCACUAAUGCCUACUGUCCUCACAUUUCCUCUCGAGAUGGGAGUUUUUCUUAGAGAACAUCUGAAUUAUUGGUACAGUCUAAAGGCCUAUUAUCUGGCCAAGACCAUGGCUGAUGUUCCCUUUCAGAUCAUGUUUCCGGUGGCCUACUGCAGUAUUGUAUACUGGAUGACUUCUCAGCCAUCUGAUGCUCUUAGAUUUGUCCUAUUUGCAGCCUUGGGGACAAUGACAUCACUGGUGGCUCAGUCUCUGGGUCUCCUGAUUGGUGCAGCCUCCACAUCAUUACAGGUGGCAACGUUUGUAGGUCCCGUGACAGCCAUCCCAGUCCUUCUUUUCUCAGGAUUCUUUGUCAGUUUUGAUACCAUUCCAGCAUAUUUGCAGUGGAUGUCCUAUAUUUCCUAUGUCAGGUAUGGGUUUGAGGGAGUCAUUCUCUCUAUCUAUGGUUUGGAUAGAGAAGAUCUUCAUUGUGACAUUGAAGAGACUUGCCACUUUCAGAAAUCAGAAGCCAUACUGAAAGAAUUGGAUGUGGAAAAUGCCAAACUUUACUUGGACUUUAUUGUUCUUGGGAUUUUCUUCAUCUCCCUUCGCCUCAUUGCCUAUUUUGUCCUCCGAUAUAAAAUCCGAGCAGAGAGGUAAAACAUUCCAGUAGGGAGAAAAUUAGAAGUUGCAAUUAAAGGCAUUUGUCUUGUCUUUUCAGAUCAGUAUCUUACCCAGCUCUUAAAAACUAUAUUACAUUUCUGGAUGUCAAGUGUUCAACUUCUCAGUCCAGUUGGGUUGGGUCACCUCUCUAGUGUCCUUUAUAAUCUUAACUAGGAAGAAGAUAUAGAAGAGGGUUUUUUUUUUCAAAAGCAGAAUUUAACAUUCAAGGAUGAUAUACCUAAAAUAUUACUGGUGACUGGAUGUUUCCUUUUCAAAAUCCUUCUUUAUGACAAGAUGACUUAAAGUCCUGGACAUGGAAUUAUAAAGCAACUUCUUCAUGGAGAACUUUUUCAGGAACUGAUUACUAUGUAUAACAGGAUGGGGAGAGAAGAAGCUGGAACACAGGGUUAUCUUUCUCUUUAUUUUUCUUUAUUAAAAAUAUCCAUUUCAAUUUUCUAAGGUUUGUCUCCUUAAGACUAUUUUUCUUAAGAAGUAACUUUCCAUGCCAAAAACUUCAUUAACAUUCAAGAAAAUGUUUUUAAAAUAUUAUUUGUGAAAAAUAAUUUAGAUUAAAGAAUUAUAAUAGACUGUUUAAAGGAAUCCCAGAGUAACAAAUUGGUCUCACUUAAGGUUCAGAUUUUGUGAAAGGAUUAAAAAAAAUGUUUCAGGUUGAGUCAUAUACCUUUAAACCAAAUUUUAAAUUUGCAUAACAUAUGGAGGACAAACUUUUUAAAAAGACUAGGGAAAUAAACGUGAAACUUUGCCAAUUCAUCUGAAAAAAAUUGUCUUCCAGAUACUUCAUGUUUCAAGUAGUGAGGAUUGGUAGCCCUUUCACUUUUAUAGAUGGUAUACUUGUUAGGUGGAUCAGGCCACUACAAAGGAAAAAAAUUUAAAGGUUCAAUUUAAGAGUGAAUUUUAGGCUGAGACAGUGAAUGUACAACUGAUAUUCUAGAGCUGAAAUACCAUAUUGUUGACUAUAUAAUAUUAGCAAUUAUUAUAAUUUGUGUGGAAGUGGUUAAGAUAUUUAUAAGGGUAUUUCCUAGAGGAGACUAUAUACUUCUGGGUAAUUUUACUAACCAUUUUUUUUCACUGAUCUCAGCUACAUUACACAAAAGGAAAGAUGUUUUACCCCUUACAUGUGGCACUAACUAUUGCCAUUUCACUUUAGAAACUUGGAACCAAGUUGGACCCAUGGGGAGGGUUUUCCACCCAUUUGCAUUAUAAAAAAAAAGAUAUAAAAUCCUUUGGAGUAGAAAUUAUUAAUAUGUCUUGCAGAAAUACCAGGGAAUGUUUGAUAAAUUAGAUUUCAACAAUUCAGGACUUUCUCCUUAUUAUACACAUAUUUCCUGACUACUAUAAAAGGUGGUCAGCAAUUCCAGUGUAAAUCAAUAUCUUUCUAGUGAAGUAUUCUGUGUUAAUAGACAAGUCUCUUUGCCUCUUUUAGUCUCACUAUAUACUCAUUUGUAAAAUAUGGAAUUUGAACUAGAUUAUUUCCAAGGUUACUUCCAGUGUUUAAAAAAAAUUCAAUGAAGCCUGUUCAUUUAGUUAUUUGGUAUAGUAGCAUAACAAUGUGUUGGUCAGUUAGACAAACUACAUUGCUGAUUGAAUGGAAGUUAGUAUAUAGUGCCUCUGGCUCAUCUGAAGCCAGACAGUAACUUAACAAUGCUUUUAAAAACAAAUAUGCUCAGGUUGCUAUUCUUAGUGACACCUUCAUAUAUCCUCGAAAUAGCAAAAUACCAAUAUUGCUAACCAGAUUUUGUAAUUUUGGUAAUGUUAGAAACUAACUUUUUCCUUCCCUAAGGCUUAGAAAGGGGUAAAAAAACCAGAAUUUUGUUGAAAGCAAAAGUUUAAUGGUUUAGUUGACAAAUAUGUGUUUGCAUUUAUGAAUUGGGUGUUGUGUGUCUUGGCUAAUAAGAAAGUAUUUGUGAAUAUUAAGGAUUGAAUUUAUUUUUGGAAAGUGCCAUGAGGUUACAUAAUUUGAACAGUGUCUAAUUGACCUUUACAGGCUUUAUUUAAUAUCAGAAUAGAUGUAUCUUAGAAAUGAGCAAAAAUAAUGCAAAAGUAAAUCCUGAAUAUGGAGACCUCAUGAACAUUCUGACCAAAACCAAAUUUAGAGAAAGAGAAAACUGUUCUUUCUUUUCCCAUAAUAACUUGCUUGGGAAUAAUAUAUUUGAAGAUUUUCUUUGAAGAUCCCUUAUUGGCAAGCCUGUUCAUUCAUGAAUUAGUGCUCAACAUCAAGGUGGGAACUUUCAUUUGUGUAUAUGUGUAUGUAUGUAUGUGUUUAUAUGCAUAUACACAUACAUGUGUGUGCAUCUUAAGGCUGUGCUAUGUAGACAUUGUGGUAUUUCUAGUUUUCUUGGUGGUACUACUUCCAUCUCAAAGGCAAUCCUAUCUUGUUUAUCACAUCCAUUGCUGCACCUCUCAUUGUACCAAGUGUGUGAAGACAGCCCUCUUUUAUUCAGGAUUCAAAAGCAAUGAAGUCUUCCAAAAUAAUCAUUUCUCUAAAGUUUUAUUUUUUCUGUCUUCUAACUUCCUUUGUAACUUCAGACACUUAAGGCAUUGAGAGGUAGAUUCCUAAGACAUCUGAAAAAGAGGAAGAAACCAAAUAAUUGGAAAAAUUAUAGACAAUUAUUAUGGGAAAAGUGAUUGACAGUAUAUUGAUAUGUACCAUCUCAUAUGGCCACUUUCUCACCUCUACAAAAUAUCUAUGAGAAUAAUAUAUACACAUAUGGAAGAAACCCUUGAUGAAAUAUGAGGUAGAAACAAAUUUUCAUAAAUGAUGUUCUAUAGCAGAUUAUAUCUUUAUAGUCACACAACUGACUGAAAGAAAGGUACAGAGACUAGACCCCACUUUGUCUAUUCCUUCUUUGUUUUACGUGUGUGUGGAUGCAUGUUGUUUGUAUACAUAGCAAAAUGCAGCCUUAAAGGUUCUCCUUGGUUAAAAUUCAGACUACAGAUUUUGAGCUAGAAAGUACAUGAGGUCAUCUUGUCCAACCCCCUCAUUUUACAAAUGAGGAAACUGAGGUCUGGAGAGGUUAAGCCCACAUUCGUAUAGGUAGUGAAUAAAACAUUUGGAAUUUUCCAAAUUCAGCACCCUUUCCACCAUAUCUAUAAAUAGCAGGAUAGUGGCAGCUAUUCGACAAUCACUGCUUACAAAUAUCAAGUGAGGCAUAACAGGGACAUGCAUAUUAGACAAAAGAUAACUAUUGUCUUGGAUAAUCUUUAGGGCAAAUCUCUAAUAGAAGAGAUAUUUCAAUCUUAUGUUGAUAUUUUGUGGACUGAAUCAAGAAUCAAGACACUACAGAUGAGAAAUAUCUAUUGUUGAAAAUGAAAUACAUUUGGUUACUCAGUCCAUUAACUAGGUCCAUCAGCACAUAUAUCUUGAACAAAUACUGUAGAUAGAUAAUAAGCUAGGCUGAGAACUAAGCAAGAAAAGACAAGGCAGGAUAGAAUUUGAGAAACUGGCACAUUCAGCAAUCCCGACCUUCUCUUUGAAGCAAACCCUAUUUUUUUCAGUAAUGAUAAAAUAACUGAAAAUCAUUGUAUAUGAUAAUCUCUGAAGAAUCAAAAUUAUAGGGUAAUGAGAAACUUGUGCUCCACUAUUAUCUAUGCAAUAUCAAGAGAUCUAGGGAAAGACCUGUAGCAAUUUAGAUGGAACUCAUCUGGAGAAUUUAUGGGAAGACAUUUAUUAUAAGACUUAUAUUGGAUAAGAAAGCAUGAAUGGAUUAUGAUGUGUACUACUGCAGGGAAUGCCCACAUUGAUGAGAUUAUAGCUACAUCAAAAUGUUUUGGAAAGGAGUAACAGUCUUUCUUUAAGUCCUCUGAAAUAUUUUAUUCAUGUGCUUUCAGUAGCUUUAUCUUUUUAAGGGGUAAACCUGUUCUCCAGCAAGCUUAGAUUUGAAGUACAGCUUUUCUAAGCAUUCUCUUUUUUGUGUGGUUUGUUGAAAUACAUCAUUCCAAUGUUUCAUGAUAUUGCCUUAGCAAGCAAAUGAGAUAGUUCUUAUAAAGUAUACCAUCAGCCUUCCUAAAUGGGCAAUUUUGCCUGAUUUUUUGAAAAUAGGAAAAGAAAUUAUUUGGAGGUCUAUUUUUUUUCUAGAGAGGCACUCUUCCAUAUAUUGCCUAACGUACUAUUUUUUCUUUAAAAUCAAAACCCUUCUCAAAAAUCUGAUUCUUCAAGCACCCUUUCUCAAAGGUGUAGUGAAAGGGAAUUAGUACUUCUAUCAUCUAACCUGACCUAUAUAACUAAACCAAUUAAGAGGAAAGAAUGAAAUCUGUCUAACUACUUGAGUUUUUAUCCAAGUUCUAUUUUUUCUUUUUCCAGGGGUCUGUUAUUAGGAACAGGGCAGAAAGGAAAGUAUAUAAUUUAUUUUUUAAUGGUUCUUAUUAAGGUAGAAGACGUAUCAUUUAUCAAUUUUGCUUAGAAAGCUUCAGGCAGGUUUACUCCAAUCAUAUUGGUGAGAUUUUAAAUUUAUCUUUAUUCAAAACAUUUUGAGCCCCUUUUUCUGUAUGUGAUGAGUAUAUUUAGGGCAUUCACUUCCUCAAAGACUCCAGGUUAGCCAGGCAUUUAAUGGGUAAUUAAUCCCAGAAGUAACAUUUGGAAGUGUCAAAAAGGAUAAAUGUAUAUAUUAACUAAAGCAGGGUUGGCAAACUACAGGCUGUUGCUUGAGUUUUGUUUUUGUUUUUACUGAAUUUUAUUGCAUUGAAAAAUGUAAAAAUCAGUCUUAGCUUGUGAGUGAUUAAAAAACUGGCAACUGGUAAAUUAGGCCCUGGGGAAUAGUUUGAUGACUCUCCCCUCUCCGGGCACCCCCAACUAAAGGAAUCAAUAACAGUAGUUGCUCCUUUGGAAGUAUUCCAGGAGCCCAAAGGAUAGGGCUUAAUUCCUUAUUUAAUUAAAAAACAAAACAAAACAGAUUUUUUCUCAAAUCAGAGCAAAGGAAAUGCAAAGGUAGACAUACAACAUUAGACAGACUCUCUCAGCUCCUUUCCGCCUCUAAGGCCCUGUGGUAUUAUAUGAGAUAACAGGUCUUUCUGGUCUCAUUCAGUUACUAAAUAUUAAGGUGAUAUAGAAGACUUGGAUAUUGUAUGGAAUUCUGUUAAGCCUACUUCUACCCUGGUAGUGGAGCCAGUUAGACAAUUUAGGAUGAAUCUUUCAGCAGAAAAGUUUGAUUGAAUUCAAUGAAAUUCAAUGAGUAUUUAUUAGGUAAGGCAGAGAUGUCAAAGUCUAGGCCCACUGGUCACAUAAGGCCUACACAACUCCCAAGUGGAACCUCAACCAGAUUAUUGGGAAAUGUUUAACAAAACAAAUAAGAAUACCAUAUAGAUAAUGUCAGUUUGUGGUUUCCUACAUCAAUAUAUGGCCUGCAAGGAUCCAUUUCUAUUUGAGUUUGACGUCAUUGUUAAGGUAGUACAAAUACAAAUACAACAUGAUAGACUCCCUGCCCUCAAUGAGCUUACAUUCCACUGGAUGUUACUUCCCUUCAUCUUGCUCUAUACCCUGACUUCUUCAUAGAGUUCUGCUCUAAACUAAAUAGUGAUGAUUCCCAUGAUUUCUGCUGGCAUUAGUAUAGUGUGGUGAUUUCUCAGUCUGAUCAUAAAACUGAUUUUUAAAUCUACAGAGAACUGUCUUCUGCCAAAAGAAAAAUACUUGUAAUUCCAUGCCAAUGAUGUGAAAAAAUGGAAUAUCUAGAGGUCUCCAGAGCUUAUUGGUUUGCUUUUUAAUUAAAGCUAUGACAAACAAAAAUAAUAAAGUAUGAAUCAGAAAAAGUUUCAAAGCACGGUGCUUAUAGGAAUGAAAUUAAGUUUUUGUUGCUUUUUUGUUUUUACAAAUAAGGAAUUCUAAUAAGUUUUAUUUUUAAAACUUUAUUUUCUUGUGUGUAGGCUUAAAUUCUUGCAUUUCAGAUUCCCUAAAGACGAUUCUUUUUGCACAAUAUUUCUAAUAUCCUUUAUUAUACAUUUUAGAAAGAUUUUACUUCUACUUAAGAUCUAAAAAAAAGAAAUAAGCUCAUUAUAUUUAAGUAAAGCAAUGUCCUACUUAAUGUUUAUGUAUAUUAAUAUUUAGUUUUUCUCUUCCUACCACCUACUUUCACCAUUCUUGCUCUGAUGACCUGUGAAACUCUUUUGGUGACCUUGAAAAACACAAUGAAAAACAGUCAUACUGUUUUCUUCUUCCAAAUCACUCCACAGUUGCAGUCACCUCAGCUACCUCACUAACUACCGCAACUUUAGUGCCUAUUAUUAUUUUUGUUUGGUGAUGCAGGAACACAAAUUUUUUUAGUUUCAGUAUUUGCAGAUUCAGCUGCUCUACGGUCAGGAAGCUAUCCCUUUUUGACCAUUUGUGAGGGCUUGUCGCUGAGCUGGCACAAGGGUAUCUUCGAUGCUCUGUUUUUAUGUAAAUGUCCCAGUCAGUACUAAGAAAACUUGCCCAUCUGAUCUAAAGCCCAUGGUGCGAAGUAGAACCACUAGAUUAGCAAUUUCCUGAGGCUAUUUUUUCCCUUUAAAAACAAAUAAAACCUAAUUCUAGUUCUGCCUCCUAAAUUCUACCAGGAGAAUUCCUAGUAUACCUGUUUAAAGGGAAUAUUAUGUUUAUUCCGUCACUAUCUAUUUUCUCCUUAUCUUCAAAAGCAGGCUUUUCACAUGAAAUUAUCUUGAAAAUCCAUUGAUUCUUUUUAAUCAUUCUCUACUUCUCACUCUGCUGCCUUAUACAAUUGGAUUUCUGUCUUAGGUUAAAAGCUCUGACUUUUCUGAUUUACUGUACUCAGACUGGUUAAGAAAGCAAAGUUUAAUGAGAUUAAUUUGAAAUAAUAGAAACUAUGCCUUUUCUCCAUCCUAGACUAGUUUUGUUUUCUUCUGAUCAAGUGCUAGCUGACUUACUUUGAAAUCUCCCUACCAGCAAAAGCCAAGAGCCUAGGUCUCACCAUGUUUUUCGACAGAAUUUUCCCUUUGCUUUGUCUUGACUCUCAAUUCUCACUUAAAAUCAGUACCCUUGUGUGAGAGAAAAAAAAUACAAACAUCAGGUACAUUUUUUUGUUUGUUCAGGAAGCACUACUGUAAUAGGAAUUUAAAAUUAUAUCCUUUUAUUCAUUUUUAUUAUUCAGAGCUCAGGGCCAUUCCUUCUGCAACUUUUGGUUGAAAGCUUGUCUUUUGUUAGUAUUAACCUCAUCUUACUUAAUGUCUAUGUAUAUUAAUUUUGUGUGUAUAAUUAACCUGACUCAUGGAAUAAUAAUAGUAUUAAGGGAAGACUCCUGACAUUCCUGAGAUGAGAAACCAAAUAAGAGGAAGAAGGGAACACAGCAAUUUAGCUUAAAAAUCUCCCAAAAUAUUUUAUUUGUGGAAGAAUUUCCCUUUGUGGGAGGCCAAGUCUUCAUGACAUGUAAGUUAACCCAUUGUGACUUUAAAAUGUAGCCUUAUGGUUUUUUAAACGUAGGAUUUUGCAAACUCAGUGUUUAAUUUAUAACCAGACUUAGUUUACCUAUUACAAUCUGUUGAAUUUUCCCUAGGGGAUAUUUGAGCUUAUGACCCUGUUUAACUAAGUUUGUUCAACUUUUAUGGCAUUGAAGGAAGCAUAGGAAUCUAUCUUUUCUUUAACUUUUGUGACCUAAAAGGAAUUAGCAAGAUUGUAAUAUGAAAAAGAAAUAUUUCUCUGUCACUGAUGUAAUUUUGUCUAUAAGAAGUCUUGUUAGAAUCCAAACUGGGAUUUAGGUUUAUUUUUUCCUCUGAGAUCUGAACCUAUUAUUAAACAUAAUAAAACCUAGGUUUGUCUUACCUCCACAAUUUCUGCAUUGUGGUAGUUUUAUUUCAGUAACAAUUCUCUACCACACAACUCAAAGAGGAGAUAUUUCUCCCAUAACACUACCAAAUUUGAUGUCAGCUGUUUCGUUUUCCUUCUCUUCCCAUUCCUCCAUAUCUGACCCUAUAAAUUCUUGUGGUUAAACUAGGUUACGGAAUAGCAAAAGUCCUCUCAGCAAAUGCUGUCUCGAACCAAAGAAAUCGAUGUCUGAAGUAUCAAUUAGAAAAGUUCAUUAGAAA
Molecule: messenger RNA, 10349 nt
Organism: Phascolarctos cinereus (koala)
Lineage: Eukaryota; Metazoa; Chordata; Mammalia; Diprotodontia; Phascolarctidae
Gene: ABCG1
Product: ATP binding cassette subfamily G member 1
Biological process (GO): cholesterol homeostasis; cholesterol efflux; transmembrane transport
Cellular component (GO): plasma membrane
Molecular function (GO): ATP hydrolysis activity; ABC-type sterol transporter activity; ATP binding
Source: RefSeq, a predicted model, not a curated record